Molecule: messenger RNA, 4193 nt
Organism: Miniopterus natalensis
Lineage: Eukaryota; Metazoa; Chordata; Mammalia; Chiroptera; Miniopteridae
Gene: CLIP2
Product: CAP-Gly domain containing linker protein 2
Biological process (GO): cytoplasmic microtubule organization
Cellular component (GO): microtubule plus-end; cell cortex; nucleus
Molecular function (GO): microtubule plus-end binding
Source: RefSeq, a predicted model, not a curated record
AUCCUCUCCCCCCGCGGCUGCCGGGCCGCAGAGGAGGAGGCCGGUGCCGGGUCGCCGCAGCUCAGCCUGAAGCUGGAGGGGCGAAGGUGACUGACGAUGGCAGAGAGAACGUGACCUGCACUGGCCCUUUCCCACCCACUGAGUGGCACCACCAUGCAGAAGCCCAGUGGCCUGAAGCCCCCCGGCCGUGGGGGGAAACACUCGAGCCCAAUGGGUCGGACGUCCACUGGGUCAGCCUCUGCCUCUGCCACGGCGGCAUCCACCGGCUCCAAGGAAGGCUCUCCCCUGCAUAAGCAGGCCUCGGGCCCCUCUUCUGUGGCCCCACCCGCUGCCCCUGAGAAGCCUGGUCCAAAGGCCACCGAGGUGGGCGAUGACUUCGUGGGGGACUUCGAGGUCGGCGAGCGGGUAUGGGUGAACGGCGUGAAGCCGGGCGUGGUGCAGUACCUGGGCGAGACGCAGUUCGCACCCGGCCAGUGGGCCGGCGUGGUGCUGGAUGAGCCUGUGGGCAAGAACGAUGGCGCUGUGGGUGGCGUGCGCUACUUCGAGUGCCCGGCCCUGCAGGGCAUCUUCACGCGGCCCUCCAAGCUAACCCGGCAGCCUACGGCCGAGGGCUCAGGCAGCGACACCCACUCGGUAGAGUCACUGACUGCCCAGAACCUGUCACUGCAUUCUGGCACAGCUACACCCCCGCUGACCAGCCGCGUUAUCCCGCUCCGGGAGAGCGUCCUCAACAGCUCCGUCAAGACAGGCAACGAGUCAGGCUCCAACCUCUCAGACAGUGGAUCCGUGAAGCGGGGUGACAAGGACCUGCGCCUGGGAGACCGCGUGUUGGUUGGCGGGACAAAGACUGGCGUGGUGCGGUACGUGGGGGAAACGGACUUUGCCAAGGGCGAGUGGUGUGGCGUGGAGCUGGAUGAGCCCCUUGGGAAGAACGAUGGGGCGGUGGCGGGUACCAGGUACUUCCAGUGCCCACCCAAGUUUGGUCUCUUCGCUCCCAUCCACAAGGUGAUCCGCAUCGGCUUCCCAUCCACCAGUCCAGCCAAGGCCAAGAAGACCAAGCGCAUGGCCAUGGGUGUUUCAGCGCUCACCCACAGUCCCAGCAGUUCCUCCAUCAGCUCUGUCAGCUCCGUGGCUUCCUCUGUGGGGGGCCGGCCAAGCCGCAGUGGCCUGCUCACGGAGACCUCUUCACGCUACGCCCGCAAGAUCUCUGGCACAACUGCCUUGCAAGAAGCACUGAAGGAGAAGCAGCAGCACAUUGAGCAGUUGCUGGCUGAACGGGACCUGGAGCGGGCUGAGGUGGCCAAGGCCACAAGCCACAUCUGCGAGGUGGAGAAGGAGAUCGCCCUGCUCAAGGCACAGCACGAGCAGUAUGUUGCAGAAGCAGAGGAGAAGCUGCAGCGGGCCCGGCUGCUGGUGGAGAGUGUGCGGAAGGAGAAGGUAGACCUGUCCAACCAGCUGGAGGAGGAGAGGAGGAAAGUGGAGGACCUGCAGUUCCGAGUGGAGGAGGAGUCCAUUACCAAGGGAGACCUGGAGACCCAGACGCAGCUGGAGCACGCGCGCAUUGGGGAGCUGGAGCAGAGCCUGCUACUGGAGAAGGCGCAGGCCGAGCGGCUGCUCCGAGAAUUAGCCGACAACAGGCUGACCACGGUGGCCGAGAAGUCGAGGGUGCUGCAGCUGGAGGAGGAGCUGAACCUGCGGCGCGGUGAGAUCGAGGAGCUGCAGCAGUGCCUGCUGCACUCGGGCCCACCGCCUGCUGACCACCCUGAAGCCACAGAGACCCUGCGGCUGCGGGAGCGGCUGCUGUCGGCCAGUAAGGAGCACCAGAGGGAGAGCGGUGUGCUGCGAGACAAGUAUGAGAAGGCCCUGAGGGCCUACCAGGCGGAGCUGGAGAAGCUCCGGGCUGCCAACGAGAAGUAUGCACAGGAAGUGGUGGACCUCAAGGCCAAGGUCCAGCAGGCCACCAGUGAGAACAUGGGGCUCAUGGACAACUGGAAGUCCAAGCUGGACUCGCUAGCCUCGGACCACCAGAAGUCCCUGGAGGACCUCAAGGCCACCCUGAACUCGGGCCCAGGUGCCCAGCAGAAGGAGAUUGGGGAGCUGAAGGCUGUGAUGGAGGGCAUUAAGAUGGAGCACCAGCUGGAGCUGGGCAACCUGCGCGCCAAGCACGACAUUGAGACCGCCAUGCACGUGAAGGAGAAGGAGGGCCUGCGGCAGAAGCUGCAGGAGGCCCAGGAGGAGCUGGCCGGCCUGCAGCAGCACUGGCGGGCCCAGCUGGAAGUGCAGGCCAGCCAGCACCGGCUGGAGCUGCAGGAGGCCCAGGACCAGCGCCGGGACGCUGAGCUGCGGGUGCAUGAGCUGGAGAAGCUGGACGCGGAGUACCGGGGCCAGGCACAGGCCAUCGAGUUCCUCAAGGAGCAGAUCUCCCUGGCAGAGAAGAAGAUGCUGGACUACGAGCUGCUACAGCGGUCGGAGGCCCAGAGCAAGCAGGAGGCCGAGAGGCUGCGGGAGAAGCUGCUGGUCGCUGAAAACAGACUCCAAGCUGUCGAGUCCCUGUGCUCGUCCCAGCACACCAACAUGAUUGAGUCGAAUGACAUUUCAGGGGAGAAGAUCAGGAUGAAGGAGACUGUGGAGGGCCUGCAGGACAAGCUGAACAAGAGGGACAAAGAGGUGACAGCCUUGACGUCCCAGACUGAGAUGCUCAAGGCCCAAGUAAGUGCACUGGAGAGCAGGUGCAAGUCUGGAGAGAAGAAGGCAGACACCCUCCAGAAAGAGAAGCGGCGCCUGGAGGCAGAGCUAGAGACCCUGUCCCGGAAGACCCACGACGCCUCCGGCCAGCUGGUCCUCAUCAGCCAGGAGCUGCUCCGGAAGGAGCGGAGUCUGAACGAAUUGCGGGUAUUGUUGCUGGAGGCCAAUCGCCACUCCCCAGGGCCUGAGAGGGACCUGAGCCGUGAGGUCCACAAGGCUGAGUGGCGGAUCAAGGAGCAGAAACUCAAGGAUGACAUCCGGGGCCUUCGUGAAAAGCUGACUGGGCUGGACAAAGAGAAGUCACUGUCAGAUCAGAGGCGCUACUCCCUCAUUGACCCAUCCUCAGCCCCUGAGCUCCUGCGGCUACAGCACCAGUUGAUGAGCACAGAGGACACACUGCGAGAUGCACUGGACCAGGCUCAGCAGGUGGAGAAGCUCAUGGAGGCCAUGAGGAGCAGUCCUGACAAGUCCCCGGCCAUCGGCAAUUCUGGUUCUGCAAACGGCAUCCACCAGCAAGACAAGGCCCACAAACAAGAGGUAAGGGGCACUCUGGCCCCAGGGGACACCCUGGAACUCCCAUCACCCUCCCGUACAGGCAGAAAAAAAGCCUUAAAAGUCACCAAAAAUACAAACAAAGAUGCAUUAUGCAAAGGCUUUACAAUAGGACUCUCACAGAGGAACCCGGGCAGUUCAUCUUAAUUCAGAAUUUAUCCUGCUUUUUUAACCUUGUUUCCUUUUUUAAAAAAUGUUUAUUCUAAAGUAAUGCAUGCCUAUUGGGAAACUUUUGGGGGGAAAAAUACACAAAAAUAUAUAAAGAAGAAAAUGCUAGUAGCCCUGCUACUCAGAGAUGACCAAGGUUAGUGUUUGUAAGUGGUAGCCUUCCUGAACUUUCCUAAGUAUGUGUAUGUGCGUAACUCAUACGGGUACAGUCAGUUCUCAUUCACAGAUUCGACAUUUGCAAAUUUGCCUACUCACUAAGAUUUAUUUGUGACUCCAAAAUCAAUAUUUGCAACAAUUUUGUGGUCAUUCAUGAACAUGCACAGAGCAGAGCAAAGUUUGAAUUGCAUGUUCCCAGCUGAGAAGUAACAAGGCUACCUCUGCCUUCUUGUCUCAGUUCUCAUACUGCAAACAUGUCCUUUUUGAAAUCAAUUUAGUGCCACAUUUUUCACAUUUUGGUGUUUUUUCUUGGCAAUUUCUACUGUUUAAAAUGACCCCCAAGUGCAGUGUUGAAGUGUCUCUAAAUGAGAGAAGAUGGCUCUGUGCCUUAGGAAGAAAAUCAGUGUGUUAAAUAGGCUUCGUUCAGGCAUGAAUUACACAGUAAGUCCUCACUUCAGGUCAUUCAUAGGUUCUUAGAAAUUGCAACUUUAAGCAAAAUUGACAUAUGACAAAACCAGUUUUGCCAUUGGCUAAUUGAUAUAAACAAGAGUUAAGUUCCUACAGCAUUAUUU